AUACCCGCAACCGCGCACACACACACACACACACACUACCUUCGCGUUUCAUCUAUUCCUUCUCCGAGACGACUGUAAGAUAUCCUAUGAGCCCAUCGUUCGGGAUGUCUUUAAGGACGUUCACAUACAGACGAAGCAUUGAUACCACAUAUUAAGGACAUCUAGGCUAUGUGUAGCCUACAAUGCUGCAAAUCAAUGAGACCGAAGGAUCAGUUCUGUAAUUUAAAGAUAUAAAAACAAUAACAGCACUAUACAUUACGACACCAUCAAGCGGUGUACAGUUUGCAGAAUCUACCCGAUAUCGUUCAGCCCGUAGCUAUAUUAUAGGGACAUCUUUAUGUUGUUCUAUUUUACCUUGUAGCGAAGAUUCUACGGGGAUUGACGCUGCAGACUUCGCGUGGGACGUUUCUAUUUGAUCUCUGCGGGUUAUUCUCCCCUCCGAAGACCACGGAUUACUUCUGUUCGCGGAUAAAUGGAUAUGGAAUAAUAAUUAUAAAACCCGUCGACGAGAUGACCAUGCUUUGAACCGCGGUGCUGCAUAAACUAUAACUUGUCUGGGGGGGUUGGCAGUUUCGCUUCGAAAUGGAUGAGUUUCAUCCGUUCAUCGAGGCCCUUCUGCCGCAUGUGCGUGCCUUCGCCUACACCUGGUUCAACCUGCAGGCGCGCAAACGCAAGUACUUCAAGAAGCACGAGAAAAGGAUGACUAAGGACGAAGAGCGGGCAGUGAAGGACGAGCUGCUGGGAGAGAAGCCCGAGGUCAAGCAGAAGUGGGCGUCGCGUCUGCUGGCCAAACUGCGCAAGGACAUCCGGCCCGAGUGCCGCGAGGACUUUGUGCUGUCCAUCACGGGGAAGAAGCCCCCCUGCUGCGUCCUCUCUAACCCUGACCAAAAGGGCAAGAUGAGGAGGAUCGACUGCCUGCGUCAGGCCGACAAGGUAUGGAGGCUGGACCUGGUCAUGGUCAUCCUGUUCAAGGGCAUCCCGCUGGAGAGCACGGACGGAGAGCGCCUGGUCAAGGCUGGGCCGUGCAACAACCCCAUCCUCUGUGUCCAGCCACACCACAUCAGUGUCUCGGUCAAGGAGCUGGACCUCUACCUGGCCUACUUCGUACAGGAGAGAGAGUCAGAGCAGAGCAGUAGCCCACGCACAGGUAUUGGGUCAGAUCAGGAGGAUAGCCGAGCUGCCACCAUGGAUGCUCCUGAGUUUCAGGAAAGCUUUGUGACAUCAGGAGUUUUUAAUGUAGCAGAGCUGGUGCAAGUGUCCAGAACUCCGGUGGUGACCGGGGCAGGCCCUAACUUCUCCCUGGGGGAGCUGCAGGGGCACCUGGCCUACGACCUCAACCCCUCAGGGGUGGGCAUGAGGAGGACCCUGCCUAGUACCUCCUCCAGCGGGAGUAAGAGGCACAAGUCGGGCUCCAUGGAGGAUGAUGUGGACACCAGUCCUGGAGGGGAGUACUACACCUCUCCCAACUCCCCGGCUAGCAGCUCCCGCAACUGGCAGGAAGACCUGGAAGGAGGCAUGUCCCCUGGAGUAAAGAAGACAGAGAUGGACAGCCCGUCUCCUCAGGAGAGCUCCCCACGUCUCGGCUUCACACAGCACCACCGGCCCGUCAUCGCAGUGCACAGUGGGAUCUCUCGGAGUCCGCACCCUUCCUCGUCUUUGCAUUUCCCCACCACCUCCAUCCUGCCCCAGUCCACCUCCUACUUCCCCCACACCGCCAUCCGCUACCCGCCACACCUCAGCUCCCAAGACCCGCUGAAGGACCUGGUCUCCCUGGCCUGUGACCCGUCCAACCAGCAGCCCAGCCCAGUGAGUCCAGCCCAUCUAACAACUCUAACUAGGGCCCCGAGUUUGUCCUGGUCAGGUCAUUUGCUGAAUGGCAGUGGUCAAGUGAAGUUGCCCAGUCACUACAUCUCCUCCCAGAUGCUGGCGCCCCCUCCGCCCCCCGGCAUGCCCCGUCUGACCCUGCCCUCCGACUCCAAGUCCAGCACCACCACCUCGGACGGGGGAGCCAACUCCCCCACGUCACCCAGUAAGUGGGCCGUUGCAUACUCAGCUCCAGGGACGCCCCCUGCCAACCGCCCCUUUGUAGGGAUUGGACCUCGAGACCCUGGCGGACUCUACCAGGCACAGUCCUGGUACCUGGGGAACUAAACAACACAAGGAUAAGUGAAAAGGGCAAGGACACGUGGAUUUGAGAUUCAACACUUUUUGUGGAAUGAAGAAAAAGAAAAAAAGAGAUGCAAGAGGGAAAAUGUAUAUAUAUGCAGUAUAUAUACAGUAUGUAUAUAUAUAUAAAUAUAUGUGUGCAUAUAUAUUUAUAUAUGUAUAUCAACAUAAAAUGUGCUUCACAACACCUUUUUGGAAAAUAAAGACAGAGGGGGAGAGAGCGAGUCAGAAAGAGAAGAUAGAAAGAGAAGAGGAUGUUUGGGCAGCCAAAAUGAACUGUGGGGCAGAGACAUGACCCCAGUACCCCCAUACCCCCCCCCCCCCCCCCCGCUACAGGUGCUGCUUCUUCAUAUAUGCAAAAUAAGUAUCCUUUAUUUUCUUAAUCAACAAGAAAGAGAAGAAUUCAGUUCCUGUGAUCAGACUUUUCCACACUUCUUCUGGGACGGUAAUUCUUUUUGAAAGUAGGGAGGGGAGGUCAAUAACCUCCCUUUACCUGCAGAAACAAAAGUCUACUUUUCAUCAAAUUUGAUAGACAAUCAUGUAGUUACUUCAUUUAAAGGGGGUUCAAGAUUUCCUUUAACACAGUCCAUUUUUUGGUCAUUUUUUUAUAAACACUGAGCUACAGUGGCUUGCGAAAGUAUUCACCCCCUUGGCAUUUUUCAUAUUUUGUCGCCUUCCAACCUGGAAUUAAAAUGGAUUUUGGUGAGGUUUGUAUCAUUUGAUUUACACAACAUGGCUACCACUUUGAAGAUGCUAAAUAUUUUUUAUUGUGAAACACACAAGAAAUAAGACAAAAAAACAGAAAACUUGAGCGUGCAUAACUAUUCACCCCCCCAAAGUCAAUACUUUGUAGAGACACCGUUUGCAGUAAUUACAGCUGCAAGCCGCUUGGGGUAUGUCUCUAUAAGUUUGGCACAUCUAGCCACUGGGAUUUUUGCCCAUUCUUCAAGGCAAAACUGCUCCAGCUCCUUCAAGUUGGAUGGGUUCCACUGGUAUACAGCAAUCUUUAAGUCAUACCACAUAUUUUCAACUGGAUUGAGGUCUGGGCUUUGACUAGGCCAUUCCAAGACAUUUAAAUGUUUCCCCUUAAACCCCUCAAGUGUUGCUUUAGCAGUAUGAUUAGGGUCAUUGUGCUGCUGGAAGGUGAACCUCCGUCCCAGUCUCAAAUUGCUGGAAGACUGAAACAGGUUUCCCUCAAGAAUAUCCCUGUAUUUAGCGUCAUCCAUCAUUCCUUCAAUUCUGACCAUUUUCCCAGUCCCUGCUGAUGAAAAACAUCCCCACAGCAUGAUGCUGCCACCACCAUGCUUCACUGUGGGGAUGGUAUUCUCUGGGUGAUGAGAGGUGUUGGGUUUGUGCCAGACAUAGUGUUUUUGUUGAUGGCCAAAAAGCUCAAUUUUAGUCUCAUCUGUCCAGAGUACCUUCUUCCAUAUGUUUGGGGAGUCUCCCACAUGCCUUUUGGCGAACACCAAACGUGUUUGCUUAUUUUUUUAAACUUUAAGCAAUAUAUUUUUUUCUGGCCACUCUUCCGUAAAGCCCAGCUCUGUGGAGUGUAUGGCUUAAAGUGGUCCUAUGGACAGAUACUCUAAUCUCCGCUGUGGAACUUUGCAGCUCCUUCAGGGUCAUCUUUGGUCUCUUUGUUGCCUCUCUGAUUAAUGACCUCCUUGCCUGGUCUGUGAAUUUUGGGGUGCGGCCCUCUCUUGACAGGUUUGUUGAGGUGCCAUAUUCUUUCCAUGUUUUAAAUAAUGGAUUUAAUGGUGCUCCGUGGGAUGUUGAAAGUUUGGGAUAUGUUUUUAUAACCCAACCCUGAUCUGUACUUCUCCACAACUUUGUCCCUGACCUGUUUGGAGAGCUCCUUGGUCUUCAUAGUGCUGCUUGCUUGGUGGUGCCCCUUGUUUCAUAGCAAAGGGGGUGAAUACACAUGCACGCACCUCUUUUCUGUUUUGUUUUUUCAUUUCACUUCACCAAUUUGGACUAUUUUGUGUAUGUCCAUUACAUGAAAUCCAAAUAAAAAUCGAUCUAAAUGCAACAAAAUAGGAAAAACGCCAUGGGGGAUGAAUACUUUUGCAAUGCACUGCAAGUACCUUUUAUGAGGCACGGAUCAGAAGGAUCAGGUUUUGGAGCAGUACAGAGCAUCGCGAAAGGACAGGUACUGUAACACGUGUUUGUAAGUCUUCACAAUAACCGAGACACCCUUUUGUGCCUGUCAACUGUUGUGUAUUUGUGUUGACAUUUGUUUGUGUGUGCAUACAACUCAGACAUAAUGAAACCCCCUCUCCCUAUCCUUGCCCCACUCUUGAGAUAAUAUUGCAUAAAGUUUGGAUUAAUGUAGAUAACGGGGUUUAUUCUGCACAGUGACAAAGGAGAACAAAAAUAGUUUUGUCACUAUUGAGAAAGUAUUGGGUGUAGAGGGGAGAUGUUUUCUUUAUUUUUGUGUGUAUUCCGUUUAAAUUGCAUUGGACAUUACAGGCAUUGCACUACUAUAAUUAAUGCAUUUUUUCUUCUUUAGCAGCUAUCUUAAAAUGUUGCAAGUCAAAGGUAGUUUUAGGAUUAUGUUGUAGAAACUACUAUGUUGUGUUCUUUAGGUAGCAGGGUACAUGAGCUAUGAGUGUUUUCUGUCUUGAGCUAUCGAUUAGAACAAUCCAACCCUACUGUGUUUCAGAUAUUCUAUGCUCUAGUGGAAGUUUCCUUGUGUAUGUUGAGGUACAGGGAAUCCUGACGGGUUUAUGGCAUCACACCGUUUUGGAUCUCUCUCUACAUACUGUAUCUACGUCACAUCUUUAUUCUUUUACUCAUGCUGUUUUUAUAUCAUCGAAAAAACAAAAUGAAUUCAUGAUUGUCUUUUGUACAGCAGAUCACAGACUUUAGAUGAGUCGAUGAGAUCAUUAGAAGCGUGGCUGUAAAGGUAACCAUUGAUAGGGCCACAAUUGGCCCAAGACCUAAUGGUUUCUAUGCCAACGGCACUGCAUGUUUCCAUGUGUGCACAUGGCAGAAUUCUGGCUCAUUGAGAAGGAGCAACUGACUGGCCAGCAGUGUCCAUUACCAGUCUAUUUAGUAAGACCUAUCUUUAGAGGUUUUGUCCCUGGGUCUCAUUUGCUGAUGCAAUGCAAAGUUUGUGACAACAGACAUUGUUGCAGCAUGUUUUUUGGAUGAAUGCAGAAUUCAUCUUUAUAAAUAGAAAACAUCAGGGCUCGAGACUCCUCAAUCAAACCCAAAUCAUAUAUACAGCCAUGAAAAGUGCCUAAGACGUAGCACGAGUUCUUUUCUCCUUUCUUUGUAUUUUAGUUUUUGCUUGUAUGAAGCACUGCAAGCCUCAAUGACUUCUAGGCAGGCAACAGAAGUGGUGGGAGAGAGAGGUGUGACGCACAGAGGGGGAGAAGGCAGCUCACAGCCCUUAACCCGUCUCCAGCCAAAUGCACCUUUCUGAGCACAUUGAUGGUUAGCUGGGGACAAGCCAAGAAAAGACACAACAUAAAACCCUGCUAUCAGCAAUGACAUCAUGAAACCAACAUAUCAAAGCACUAUAUAUAUAUAUAUAUAUAUAUAUAUAGAGAGAGAGAGAGAGAGAGAGAGAGAGAGAGAGAGAGAGAGAGAGAAAACUGUUUGUAUAGUUCAGAUAUGGCUCAAUUAAAACAGAAACACUUCUAAGGAAUAAUGUCAUACAUACUGGUUUCAAAAAGCUAACCUUUAAAUACGGCUUUGCAAUGGUGUUCCGAUUCACAUCUGUUAUCUAUAUACAGAAUACCUACAAUGACUUGUUUUAAAGGUGCUGAUAUGAAAUGACACUGAUAUAUAUUCAUGCAUGGUGCUUUCAAAAGAAAAUCAUCAGAUUCUAGCUCUAUUGACCACCAUAAUGCUGACAUGGGUGCAUGGCCGAAACUCUUACUACCCUUCUGAAGCUUACCCUCCCCCACAAGCCCCUCCCCCCAAGCCCCUCCCCACAAGCCCCUCCCCCAAGCCCCUCCUCCCUCUAAUCUAUGGAACAGAGAGUAAAUAAUACUGAUGGGUUCUUACCUUUUUACCUAUUCCUUUGGAUUUUUUAUUCCCUAUGGUUAACUUCUAUUUUGCACGAUAUUUUAUAUAACACAUUAUGUGCCUUGCCUUUAGUUAAGAACAAUAAUACAUGAUAAAAAUAAUGUAAAUUCAUUUCUCUUUUUAGUAUAACUGGUAACGCUGCAAAAAAGACAAAAAACAUUGCUGCAUGUUUGAUUGCUUGUCAUUAUCCAGUUUAGAUGAAUACAAUAGAAUUAAAAUAGUGACAGAUUGGAUUGUCUUUUCAUCCUUUUCCCUUUUGUGGGUAUUAUAGACUAGUAUUAUAGACUAGUAUUAUAGACUAGUAUUAUAGACUAGUAUUUGUCUUUCCAUCACAUGGAACCCUUGCUGCAUUUGAAUCUUGUUCAUUUCUUUGUUUUAUUAACUCUUGUGGCUUUCCCCUCUCAUUAUGUCUUCCAGCUUGGUGUAAUACAGUAUGUGAAAUAUGCAAUUCUCGUUUCCUCUGCUCAGCAUUUGCUGAAGAUGUAUUUUGCCCCCUUUUUAAAGCUCUUCUUCAACGAUAAAGAAUGUGUGGCAAGAAUGAGUGAAAAUGUGCAAUUACUCCAAUUCAAGGAGGGGCAACUUUUCUCCAUGCAAACACAGCUGAUUAAACCAAUUGUAUUUUCAUCUGAAGAUCAUGAUUAGUUGAUUAUUGGAGUCAGAGGACUGGAGUUGCUCAUCCCAGCUCCAAUUCAAGAUGUUGAUUUUUGCCUAUUUGAUUUGGUUGAUUGACUCUGCAACUGGAGGUCAGGGCUAGAGAGGGUAGAGAGCUGUGAAGGUUGUGUUGUAGGUGACCAGUGAUCAGGCUCCUAGCAUGGAAUAGAGAUUUAAAGCACUGAGCUGGGCUCACAUUUCCUCCAGCACCAUGGCUACUUCUGCCCCUGCAGACAUUAUGUUUGGCACCAGAUGACCAGAGCUGAAUAUGGGGUACAUUUGUUCCCCCUAUUCUCUUACAUUACAUCCUAUGAAUCCCCUAUACGCAGAAAGGCAAAUCCAAGCACUUUAAUAUCUGUUCAAACGGGAACAUCACAAAAUAAUGAAUCUCUAUACAUAUAUUAAGCCAAGGGAAAUUACUAAUUUGGAAUUGUUUAAGGAUAAAGCUGAAGUUUCAGAGACAAAUUCUUUACAUGGAAUGCUAACUGUGUUAUUACGUAAUGUGUCAAUGGUGAGCAGUGCACAGUGCUUCACAUCUCUCUUUUUGUGUUUGUGUGUGUGUGUGUGCGUAUGCGUGCGUGCGUGUAAAUGUUUGUGUGUGUGUGUGUUUGGCUAGGUAGCCUCACCUACCAUAGUACUUUGUCGGUUCUCAGAUUGCAUAUACAUAAAUCACCUGAUAGCAAAGAGAGAGAGAGAGAGACUAUUUGGUGUGUUCAAAAAUGCUAAUUUAGGAAGACUGAAAAUCAAAGGAGAGCAAAAAAGGGUUAUUAAUGCACUACUAGAUAGAAUUGUCUGAGGGGAGUAGAAAUGUGUGACAAACUAGUGCUGUGAGAUGCAAUAAUGACAUGAAAAAUUCCCCUCCCCAAUUGUAUACCUUGAUCAGUAAUCUGUGACUUAGAUGAACGUUUUUGCAUCUCACUGCAUUUCCAUGGGGUUAGGGGUCAAAUUAUUUCACUGCGAAUAUGCACACUACCUGGAUUGGUUUGAAAUUAAAUGAUCAAAAUCAGUCAAAUAAAGUUUCAUAACACUGGCUACAAUCGAAUGUUAAGCUUUAUGUAUCACGUGAAGAUUAUUAUUUAGAUGGUGAGUAAGUGCGUAGUUUCAUUUUGAGGUCCUCCACAUUUAGGUCCAUUGUGUGGAAUCUACAAAUCCACUUCAUGUUGUUUUGAAUAUUAGCCCUGUACUUCAGAAGUAUCAACUGACCUAGUCAGAAUCACGGUAUAGAGAAUGAAAACAACACAAAAUCUCUUCAUUAGCUGACUUGCUGAUUUAAAAAUAUAUAUGUUUUACUGAAAGAUGCCAAGAUGCUUCAUUAGUUGUUGUUGUUUUUUUAAAUUAGAGGGUAGAUGAUAAUUUAUCAUUUCUUACUACGUAGUGUAAUGGGAGUAUAUUGAACAAGAGAGGAUAUUGUGUAUUUUUUCAGCAGGGUCAGAAAAGGCCAUGUAAAAGUUUGUUAUGCAGUGUACAGUAUUGUUUCUGUAAUGGAUAUUGCAAUGCUGGUAGCUAUUAACAUUUUGCUGCAAGCAAUUGAGAAUUAACGAAAAAUGUCAGAACAAAGAGGUAUUGUUUACAUGCCCGUCUUAAGAUCUUGGUGAUGACGGUUUAUGUGUCCCGGUCCACAGUCCCAGGUUGAAGUGGAGUGCUGUAAGCAAAGGCAUUCCAUCAAAUCCAUACGAUCCUCAAGCUCAACAAAACGCUGCGGUCAUUCAGCCAGCAAUUUGAUAUUUGUUAAACAGGUCAUGUGUUUGAGGCAAGAGUCUGCUCCUGAUCAAAGAACGCCCACAUUAUGGGUUGUGUGUGUUCAUUCAUUGUGUUCAUUCAUCCAAAAAGGGAAAGACCAACUGAUGUGUUAACCAUACACAACACAGUACAGUCAAUGAUCUAUAUGGAGCCCUAGGCCCAUAAUCAAGUCACGAUAUUCUCCUUCUAGUUUUCAGCACAAAGUCCAAUUACUGCUGUAGUAUCUGAGGGCUCCAACGUGCUAAUGUUUGAUAGCUCUGAAGAAUUCUAUGUAUGUCGACUUAUUAGGCAUUUCAAAAUACUACAUUUCUACGUUUUCAAUACAAUUAGUGGAAAUAUAUGAAUUAUCCUCUGUAAAGGUCCCCUCUGGUUCUAACUGUACAGUAGCAGCAGACGCUGGAGCCUCAUGACAUUUCCUGUGAAGAUUUGCACUGCUCCACACUCACCUCUCCAGUUCAGUUUACCCUCCAGCCUGGGUCUGACUGGGACACAUAGGGACAGGGGUCUGACGCCACCAUAGUCUAGCCAGCACAGUGGUUCUACAAUAGGUGUUCAGCACACAGUCUUCUUAUUUCAUUUGCUUUUUUGUAACUAAACACAGCUAUACAGUAUAUUGUUAUGACACCGACAGAGACUUUUGUUUCUAGAGCAGGGUGCUACCCCCCAACACUUUUUAAAGUGACCACAGGUGAUGGUUGAACUUACUCCGAAAGACAUUAAUAUGCACUCAAUACUGACACAUUUAAAAUAUGAUCUUGUUUUAUUUCAAAACCCUUAAUGUUUUUGUAGUAAUUAUUGUGAUUAUUGUAGGAUUGUUACAUUUUGGACUCAUUAUCCUAUGUAUAAAUGCUUACAGUAUAUCAAACGUUUUUUCUGUAUUGUAUAAGAAAGUACAUGUUUAUGUUGUGUGUUUAAAUUUAGUUGUCUUAAGUUGUGGCCAAGCCACAAAAUAUAAUAAUGACUUCUUAAGGAUCUGCUAUGGUUGGUGUGAGCUCACCACCGAUUGCUGCAUGCCUUUUUAAAGAAGGUACCUGCAAUUUGAUUUGAUCAAUCCUGAAACCUGGACAGUAAUUUCAGCAUCACUUGUUGUCAUUUUAAACAGAGACAAAACCUUCAGUAAGCCUCAAGGGGAUAUGCAAAUCCCAUUGCCAUUUCUUUGUGCUUUUCCCCCUCACAAUUCAUCUAACAGUUCUGCAUUUCUGUUUUCCAACUGCUGUCGUGCUUCAAAGAACUCACACACUUCCCUUCUAUUUGGACGAUUGCACUAGAUAAACUGGUAUUGACUAUUUUGUUUAAGGAAACUUUUAAAGAUGUACUUCUCUGGAAAUCUUUCUGAAGCUCAACCUUUGAUGUAUAGGAAUGCUGAUUGUGUGAGAGAGACGGAGCGAGAAAGUGAGAAAACAGCUGCUUGUAACAAGCUAAGAAUAUUAUUCCCCGUGUAUGGCCCCUUUCGUCGUUUAUAGUUAGAGAACUCACUGAGUGCAUCACUUCAAAGUCCACCCAGGUGGUACAUUUUUGGUUUUUGGUUUGAAAAGUUAUUGGUUCAGUCCUAGACAAUCAACGUCAGGGCUGGCAGUCGUAAUAGUUUUGCCGUAGUCCAUACAAGGUGUGGUCAGUGUGUUUGUGUGUGUUUCUGGUCAGGAACGGUGUGCAGAUGAAGCACAGUCCUCUGGUGGUGCAGGUGUGAGGCCCAACACUGCUCUGAGUGCCUUUCUUCUCGCAGUGAGGCGUUGUUGUGAAUGUUACUCUAGUUUUACUCAAGGAUGCACUGCUCUGCUCCACCCAGAGACUUGCUAUUGAUUGAUGUGAGGCUGAGGGAGGUGUGUGUGGUAGCUCAUGCUGCAGCUGCAACAGGUAUGGGUCCAGAAUGACAAGAGAAGUCUUUACACAUGGUGCACCACAACCUUGAAGAUUAGAAUAUGGAAAAAGUUAAUUUACUAUAUUGGCCUUUGAAUUUCCUUCACGUUUUUUUAACUGAUGUAAUUUAUCGUUAUGCAAUUGGUACAGUAUAUAGAUUAGAAUGAUGUAGUUUAUUGUGUUCCGAGCCGGAACUCUGAAUUUCCCCUAUGCAAUUAAGGGCUGGUAUACCCUGUCAGGGUAAACACCUGGGAAUCUGAUACCUAUUAAUAUGAAUUCAUAAGUUCGUAGUUACUCUUAGCAACAAUCACUAUCCAGACAGACUCUUAAGAUGAUUUAUUUACCUAAAAUUAGAAUUGGCACUGGAUUAAAAUGGUCCCGUUCGAGUUUCAAGAUGAUUUCUUCAGAGAGAUGAAAUACUUAGCAGCACGCCAGUCAAAAGUGUAGAAUGACCAGACUUGUAUGUUUGUGAGAGUUUUAGGGGAUCAGUAGAUGGUGAGCCAAGCCAUGAUCAGUUAGAUAAAGGUAGUGGUUUUACUUUUUAGUGGUGUUUUUUUUAAUGCAAACUGAGGUAAAAUCUCAAACGAGAAGGUGAACGGGAAACACUCUCCAUAAUCCUCUUGUUACUGUAUGAAGAGACAUCAGGCACAGGCCACAACUCUCAGAGAGGUGUCACAAUAUAGGUUUUUUUGUGGUGAAAUGUGCUUCUGUUCACACAGUGUAUAAAGCUAACUGUUAUGUUUGGUCUCUAUACUUUACUUUCAACAAACCAGCAGGUAAAGCAACACUUACAUGUGAAUACUGAAUACCAAAAAUGAUUUCAACAAGCAGUGCCUGUCAUUUUACUGCUAAUUCUUUUUCAUUUAUUUUCUGCCAUUGCCCUUCUCAAGUUCUGAUGUACAUAGUGUUUGUACUCUAAGCUGCUGGAGGUCAUUCUGACGUUGUGUGGGACUGUGUUUAGUGCCUGAGCCCCACUCUCACAUUGGCUUCUGCUCAUAGCUUUCCACACAAACUGUCCCAAUGAGGUCCUACUGUACUCUGCUACAAGGUGAAGGGCACCCACUGGCCAAUGGCAAUGGCCUUUUGCUAUGGAGGUGAAAAGCCAUAAAAACCAAGUGCAGUUAUGGAGAUCUGUUCAUGUUAUUGAUGAUCCAUAUCACAGACUUACUGACAUGUCAACACCAAGAAGCCCCGCCCACAAUAGAGGAAAGAACAAGGCGACAUUUUAAUGAGGGCUCUUUCUACACAAAUCAAAUAUCUCACUUGGUCUUCAACUGCUUAAUGCCGCGACCAUGUGCUAGUUAGAACUAGAAAAGCUCUGAAAUGUCUAACUUGCUAACUUGGUUGAAUGCGGCACGUGUAUAACUACAACCAGUUAGCAAAUCGGAAAUUUCAGAGCUUCCUAGUUCCGACUAGCACGUGAAUGCUGCAUAAGUCCACUUGGUGCCCCAACCUUUUCUUGACAAUUGGUUUAUUUUCAUAUUUUUCUGGGCCUGUACUGUAUGUUGAUUCAUUCUUUAAGCAUGCUGUUUUUCUCAGUGUGAUGAAGUUGGUUGGCUGGAGGAGGGAAGAGAUCAAGAUGUUUCUCAGAGAGCAUUGUAAUGCAGUGUUAAAUUUUAAGAUUUUUUUCCUUCUCAUUAUUCUUUACAAAUAUUACCAUAGUAGUUAUUCAUUAAUCACUUGCUUGCUGCACAGACAUACACACUUCACACCAGGAAAGAGCAUGUGGACAUUUAGUUCUGACACAUCUGGUGGAAUAGAGCAGAGAACAGAUUCAUAGCACACACGGGUCACUUUGAUCUGCUUGUGAUUUUAUUUUCCUUUUUGAAAACUUUAGUACAAAAGGAUCAGCAAAGGUCGGUAAUAACUUGUCUGUUAAUUAUUUGAAAUGACUCUCAUAUAGGAAAACUAAAUUUGCCAUGUGUUUUUGAACUGGUGUGGGGGAAAUGUACAGCUUUACCAAUAUUUCAUUAUAACAUUGUAUUCAGCCAUCGCUGUUAGCAAAUGCUCAUAAAUACAUUACUGGAAGUGAGUGUGUUUCCCUAUGCAAAAAAAGUAUACAAAAUAAUAAACAAGCUAUGCUACAACUCA
Molecule: messenger RNA, 12537 nt
Organism: Oncorhynchus nerka (sockeye salmon)
Lineage: Eukaryota; Metazoa; Chordata; Actinopteri; Salmoniformes; Salmonidae
Product: nuclear factor 1 C-type-like
Exons: 11
Coding region: 583-2151 (522 amino acids)
Biological process (GO): regulation of transcription by RNA polymerase II
Cellular component (GO): nucleus
Molecular function (GO): DNA-binding transcription factor activity, RNA polymerase II-specific; RNA polymerase II cis-regulatory region sequence-specific DNA binding
Source: RefSeq, a predicted model, not a curated record